AUGUUUCCUGUGAUCCUAGCUACGUUGGCGUUUGCUCCGAUGCUGCUUGGUUCACCUUAUAGUGUAACUCUAGGGCAAACUUUGGCCCGGCAUCGUGAAGGCAGCCUAAAGAGUUUAUCUUAUCCACCUGAAGACGAACCAGGGCCAGAGCCUCUUCCUGCUUGGGUGAAACGCUAUCAAAAGGCCAAAUCUCGAGGCCUCAUUCCUUCCAUCAGGCCUGCAGUCCUAAUCAACGGCGUUCCCGAAUACCCUUUUUACUCCGAUUCAACAGUCUCAAACCCGAGGAAAGUUUGCAGCUGGACUGUUUCUAAAUGUAAUUCGCGCAGAGAUAUCGUAAACGCACCUCGCGGGACGAUGGGAAUUUCGUUCGAUGACGGCCCCCAACCUCCGACUUCUGAGCUUUUAUCUUUCUUGAAGGAGAAUGAGCAGAAAGCAACUCAUUUUAUGAUUGGUUCCAGGAUCCAUCAGAACCCAAGCUUACUUGUUGAGACUGUUCACAAGAACCACGAUCACAUUGCGGUACAUACUUGGUCUCACCCUUAUAUGACAACGAUGACAGAUGAGCAGAUCUUGGGUGAGAUUGGAUGGACGAUGCAAAUUAUCAAUGAUCUAACCGGUUUGGUUCCCGCAUUUUGGAGACCACCAUACGGUGACAUCGAUAAUCGAGUGCGAGCGAUCAGUCGACAUGUUUUUGGCCUCAAGACGGUAAUGUGGUCUGUGGAUCCAAAUGAUUGGUGUCUAUCUGAUGAAUCUUCACCAGGAUCUGAGUGCACACCCGGUUCAGGCCCACAAAAUAUCAAUCAACUCAUCCACGAUCUGAAACAUCGCAUACGUCAUGGUGUUCAUGGAGAUUCUCCAAACAGACGAUUUCCCAAGCACGGCAUCAUAAGCUUGGAGCACGAAUUAUCUUGGAGAACAGUCCAGAGCUUCAUGCAGAGCUACCCCUUGGCGAAAUCUCUCGGUUGGGACACUAGGUCGAUACCAGAUCUUUUUGGGCUGGAUUGGUAUCAAAAGCCGGUGUCGAAUUUCACUCAUACCGGAAUUCUGCCCAUACUGAAGAAGAAGCCAUUCACGGCAAACCACACAUCUAACAUCAACAUUACGACUCCUUCCCAAGCUGAUCUGCUGAAUCACAGAAAUGAAACCGCGCCGAUAGUUUUACCUCACUCCCACGAACUAAACUCAUCCCUUGCCCGUUUCCCAAUUCGAAACGAGGGCCAUGGACUUCAGCCAAGUGGAAUUGCGGUAACCCUGGCCUCUUUAAUUUUCUUCUCGACUGGCUUUCAACUAAUCUAUUGACUGAGG
Puccinia graminis f. sp. tritici CRL 75-36-700-3 is the source of this 1305-nucleotide messenger RNA. RefSeq lists its product as uncharacterized. The transcript has 7 exons. The record is from RefSeq and is a predicted model, not a curated record. Lineage: Eukaryota; Fungi; Basidiomycota; Pucciniomycetes; Pucciniales; Pucciniaceae. Gene Ontology annotation, biological process: carbohydrate metabolic process. Bases 1 to 1299 code for a protein of 432 amino acids. Gene Ontology annotation, cellular component: membrane. Gene Ontology annotation, molecular function: chitin deacetylase activity.